GAAGCGCGGCGCUGGCGUGGGCUGGUCUCUCCGCCGCUUCACUCUCCUGCGUGGCAGCGGCCCCCUGCUCCGGCACCGAGUCCGCCGCCCCCAUGGCCGCGGCGCUGCUGCUGCUGCUGUGCGCGUGGCUGCUCCCGUGCGGGGCCCCAGCCUCCCCCAAGGCCGUGACGGCCCGUCUGGCGGCGAAGUGGCCGGCCACCUCCCUGCUGCUGGAGGCGAGUGAAUUUAUUGCAGAAGAUGAUAAUGAGAAGUUUUGGCAGUUUUUGGAAACUGUACGAGAAUUAACAAUUUAUAAGAAAAGAGAUUCAGAACAUUCUUAUUACAACUUAAUCUUGAAGAAAGCAGGACAAUUUUUAUCCAAUUUGCAGAUCAAUCUCUUGAAGUUUGCUCUUUCCAUAAGGGCAUACUCACCAACUGUUCAGAUGUUUCAACAGAUUGCAGCUGAUGAACCUCCACCAGAAGGUUGCAGUGCAUUUGUGGUUAUUCAUGAAAAGCGCACCUGUAAGACUAAUGAAAUUAAAAAACUUCUGAAGAAGGCAGCCGAGAGGCCCAGGCCAUAUCUGUUUAAAAAGGAGCAUAAAUUCCCUACACUCAAUGAAAAUGUUCCAGUGGUUAUUCUUUAUGCAGAAAUUGGUACAAAAGACUUUGUUAAAUUUCACACAGUUUUGUCUGAAAAAGUGCAAAAGGAGGAAAUUGUUUAUAUUCUCCGGCAUUAUGUUCAGAAACCAAGCUCCAGGAAAAUGUAUUUGUCUGGAUAUGGUGUGGAACUUGCAAUAAAGAGUACAGAAUACAAAGCAGUGGAUGACAUUCAGAUUAAAGCCACAAAUGACACAACGGAAGAGGAUGAUGGUGAGGCAGGCGAAGUCCAGGGAUUUCUCUUUGACAAAUUAAAACAGAUGUAUCCUGACCUUAAAGAUAAUCUGAGGGAAUUCAGAAAACACCUAAUUGAAAGUACUAAUAAUUUGGAACCUCUGAAGGUCUGGGAGCUACAAGAUCUAAGUUUUCAAGCAGCUUCUCAAAUUAUCUCCACCCCUGUUUAUAGUGCCUUAAAGGUAAUGAAAGACAUUGCUCAGAACUUCCCAAUAAAGGCCAGAUCUUUGACCAGAAUUCCUGUAAACCAACAAAUGCGAAAUGAAAUAGAGAAAAAUCAGAAGCAUUUCCAUGAAAUACUCGGAAUUCAGCCUGGAGAAGCACGUUUAUUUCUAAAUGGUCUUCCUAUUGACCUGGAUUUUCAUGAUCCAUUUAGUAUUUUGGAAACUCUUAAACUGGAAGGAAAAGUGCUUCAUGGGCUUCAUGACCUUGGAAUCAAAGAGAAGUCUUUCAGCAAAUUUCUGAGAUUACAGAUCCAUCCUGUGGAUGACAGUUGUUCAUUAGAUAUUCGUCACUCUUCGAUAAUAUGGGUCAAUAACAUAGAAAAAGAUCACAUCUACAACAAAUGGCCCACAAGUUUCCAGGAACUGCUUAAGCAAACAUUUCCAGGAGUUAUACGGCAGAUUAGGCGCAAUUUGUAUAAUUUGGUAUUGUUUAUUGAUCCUGUCCAGGAACAUGCAGCUGAUUUUGUGAAACUAGCAGAAUUAUUCUAUCACCACAAUAUACCACUUAGAAUUGGAUUUGUUUUCGUCUUAAAUACUAAUGAAGAAAUCGAUGGGAAUGAGGAUGCUGGAGUAGCUCUUUUGAGAGCUUUUAAUUACAUUGCAGAAGAAUCUGAUACUUCUCAAGCUUUUAUCUCCAUGAUAAAUAUGUACCAUGAAAUGAAAGAUGGAGAAGUUUUCACUGUGAAUCAUGUGAGGAAUGUUCUUAGAAGUGAGUUCCCUCAUGCUGACAUUCAGAGUAUACUGGGUGUUGACUCUGAAUAUGAUGAGAAAAGGAAGGCAGGAGCAACCUUCUAUAAAAAGACAGGCCUUGGUCCAUUGCCUCAAGCUCUGUUCAAUGGUGUGCCCUUUAAUGGUGAAGAGAUGGCUGCUGCAGAGUUAGAAACAGUUAUUUUUCAGAGGAUCACUGAUGCCAUGGGGUUCUUCCAGAGGGCAGUUUUCAUGGGUUUGCUAAACGAUUAUAUGGAUGCGGUAGAUUUCCUCAUGGAUCAGCAUAAUGUAGUUUCCCGUAUAAAUCCCAUUAUUCUUGGCACUAAGAGAAGAUACAUAAAUUUCAUAUCCAUGUCAGUUCCUGUUGGCGUGGAAGAUUUCUCUACUUUUUCCUUUUUGGACUCACAAGAUAAGAGUGCUGUAAUUUCACAGAACAUGAAGUAUUUAACAAAAAAGGAUGAAGAUGUAAUAUAUGCAGUUACCAUCUGGAUUAUUGCUGAUUUUGACAAGCCAGCUGGGAGACAUCUGCUUUCUAAAGCUUUGAAACACCUGAAAACAAGCAGUCAUAUGCGGCUUGGGAUUGUGAACAAUCCAAUGUCAAAAAUAAUGGAAGAUAACACAGCUGUUGCAAGGGCAAUUUUGACUGCCUUUUUAACACAGAAAAACAGCAGCUUAAAAAGUUUCCUAAGUAAGAUAGCUAAGGAGGAAACAGCAAAAGCCCUUGCUACAGGAACUAAAAUUAAGAAAUUGUUUGUUCCGGGAAUGGAUGACAGUACUUUUGAGAAGAAAUACAACACUUUAGGAGUGGAUAUAAUUCAAACUCACCAAACGUUCUGUCAAGAAGUUCUUAAACUGCUUCCUGGGCAAAUGGCUGUUAUCAGCAAUGGGAGGGUCCUGGGUCCUUUGGAUGAAAAUGAGUUCUAUACUGAAGAUUUUCAUUUGUUGGAAACGAUAACAUUCAGUACAUCAGCAGAGAAGAUUAAAGGCGUUGUCAAAGAGAUGGGGAUCAGCUCUAAAGAGGGCAGUGAUUUGAUUAUGAAAGUGGAUGCCCUUCUCUCUUCAUUGCCUAAAACAGUCAUUAGACAAAACGUUGAAUUUCUCAAAGAGCAACACAGCAUAGUAAAAAUAGAUCCUCAACAGAAUGAACCAUUCUAUGAUGUUAUUGCUAUUGUUGAUCCUUUAACAAGAGAAGCACAGAAGAUGGCACAUUUAUUGAUUGUACUUGGAGAUAUUGUCAACAUGAAACUGAGGCUGUUUAUGAACUCUAGAUCUAAGUUGUCAGAAGUACCUUUGAAGAGCUUUUAUCGUUUUGUUCUGGAGCCAGCACUCGCCUCUGGAGCCAAUAAUCUCUUUCCUUCUGGACCUGUGGCAAAGUUCCUAGAAAUGCCAGAAACACUACUUUUGACUCUAAACAUGAUCACUCCUGAAAGCUGGUUGGUUGAAGCAGUAAACAGUUCUUAUGAUCUCGAUAACAUUCAUUUACAGGAUGUAGAAGGAAUUGUUACAGCAGAAUAUGAACUGGAAUAUCUACUACUUGAAGGACAUUGCUUUGAUGUGACCACUGGACAACCUCCUCGGGGAUUACAGUUCACUCUAGGCAUGAAGAAUAAUCCUGUUAUGUUUGACACCACUGUGAUGGCCAAUCUGGGAUAUUUUCAGUUGAAAGCAAAUCCAGGUGCAUGGACACUGAGAUUACGCAAAGGAAGAUCGGAAGACAUCUACCACAUAUUUGGCCAUGAAGGAGCAGAUUCUCCAGUCCACCUGGAAGAUGUUAUUGUGGUAUUAAACAACUUCAGGAGCAAAAUUCUCAAAGUCAAAGUACAAAAAAACCCUGAUAAAAUUGAUGAAGAUCUCCUUAGUGUUGCGGUUACAGAAGAAAAAGGAGCAUGGGAAUCCAUUACAAGUUUUUCAGAUCUUCAAACAGAAGAAAAGGAGAAGAAAAAUGAUGUUCUAAAUAUUUUUUCAGUUGCUUCAGGCCAUUUAUAUGAACGCUUUUUAAGAAUUAUGAUGCUUUCUGUUCUGCGUCAUACCAAGACACCUGUUAAAUUUUGGUUUCUGAAAAAUUAUCUUUCUCCUACAUUUAAGGAGAUUAUUCCUCACAUGGCCAAAGAAUAUGGAUUCCAGUAUGAACUAGUACAGUAUAAGUGGCCCCGCUGGCUUCAUCAACAGACUGAAAAGCAAAGAAUUAUCUGGGGUUACAAAAUUCUUUUUCUGGAUGUUCUUUUUCCACUGGCUGUGUACAAAAUAAUAUUUGUUGAUGCCGACCAGAUUGUGAGAAGUGACCUCAAAGAACUUAGAGAUAUAGAUCUAAAUGGAGCUCCCUAUGGAUAUGUCCCCUUUUGUGACAGUCGCAGAGAAAUGGAUGGGUACCGUUUCUGGAAAUCAGGGUAUUGGGCAUCACAUCUUGGAAGAAGGAAAUACCACAUAAGUGCCUUAUAUGUUGUGGAUCUUAAGAAGUUCAGAAAGAUUGCUGCAGGAGACAAACUUCGGGGCCAAUACCAGGCUCUCAGUCAAGAUCCAAACAGUCUAUCAAACUUAGAUCAGGAUCUUCCCAAUAAUAUGAUUCAUCAGUUGGCCAUUAAGUCUCUCCCUCAAGAAUGGCUCUGGUGUGAAACCUGGUGUAACGAUGAAUCAAAGAAAAAGGCUAAAACAAUUGAUUUGUGCAAUAACCCCAAAACCAAAGAACCCAAACUAAAGGCUGCAUUGAGAAUAGUCCCAGAAUGGGUUCAGUAUGACUCUGAAAUACGAAAGCUAAUAAAGCAAAUAGAAAAAGGGAAGAAAAACUUGACUCAGUCUUCUCGAAAAGAUAAGCAGCCACUGUCUGAAACGGAGCUCUGAAAAGGCACUUCUGCAUUCCUCAGCCAAUUUCAGAACAAAGAGAAGAGAGGCCACUUGACUUAAGGGAAUUAUGGGACGUUUCAGGAGUUUUUAAACAUGAUGAACUUUAGCAUCAUUUGGAAAAAGUAGUUAUGGUGGCACAACUGAAUCUUCUACAUGAGAUGGAAUGGAAGAUGUACAUACUGCAGAGGCAUUGAACAUUUCAUCAAUAUGUGAAGUCAAACAUUUUAUAACUAAUAUGUUGCUUAAAGCAUUCAAACAGAAUGGGAAGAAUAGAUAAUGUAAGAUCAGUAUACGAAGAUUUCAUAAUUUUGUUUUUACCAAGGUAGGUGGGCAUUUCUAUUUUGUUGAUUCUCCCCCUCUCCCCCAAAGACAGCUGAUAUAUAGGACCUGGUCCUGCAUCCCUCCCAUACCCAAAACUCCCAGUUUAUAAGGAAUGCUGGAUUGGACCCUUUAAAUUUAAGUUAUAAGGGGAUUUUUUUUAGAUUGGCUGGUUGUAGUCAAUGAAUGUUACACACUGUCAGAUAUUUAAAGGGAUACUUGAAAAUAGUCUGCAUUGUUUUGAUUAUAAUAGGAUAAUUAUCCUACACAUAAUCAAAGUUGAGCAUAUUCAAACUCUGUAGUAUAAUGUACAUGCAUCAGUUUUUUUCUUGUAUAAGAUGUACUGUGUUUCACAAGAAAAAUUCACAGCAUUGCAAGGGGCAGUUGUUAAACAGUUUAUUACUGAAAUAUAGAGCUUUGGACCAGUCCAAAAUAUUUAAAAUCAAUUUCAAAGUUUAUAAAACCUAGGAUGUAAUUUUUAAUUUAUUGUGCAAGCUUGAUGCACUGUUAUCUGUUUUAAAAAAGUCAACUUACAGCCAGUCACACUUCAUUAUUUAUUUUGUUACAUAUUAAUCCAAAACUAACUUUGUAACAAAAGAUAUUUUAAAAUUUCAGUACAGUCUAUUCUAUGUUCACUUCCUUUAUCAUAUUUGAAAUACAGUACUGUAAUUGUGUUCCAUAAUUAUUCUGUCUGAAAACAAGAUAAGAAUGCAUCCAACAGAGAAUUAGUCUGUUCCAAUCUCUGAAAUCUAUCCUAUCAGCAUUUUUUAAAAAAUUAAACAGCAAUAAAAGAACUGUCUUACAUAAGGCCAGAUUCUACUGUUGACUAUAUGUGCACAGCUCCCAUUGACUUAAUAUGUGUAAGAGAACAAAUGAUACUGUGUAUUUAAAAAGGAAACAUCUUCCUAGUCAAGAACUUGCUUUUUUUUCUUGAGAUUUUACUGAUGUCCUUUUGCGUUCAUGUGCACUAAUGUUUCUCAAUGAUUUCUUUCUUGGAAUUUCAAGUUUCAGAUCUCUACUAUGAAGCUUUUGUUAAAUGAAGAGCUAAAGUCCUACAUCUUUAAAGCAAUUUUUUGUCUCUGUUAGUCUUAUUCCUUAGCUGGCUGGGAAAUUUCUCUUACAAAGCCAUAAAAGGUUUAUAAUUUGCAUAUAGAUAUUUUUUUUUGUUCAUUUUAUGUUAAAUCCUCUACUCAACAUCCCAUUUAAUUGGCUUAAGAUUAAAUGUUAAGAAAACAAAUCAGUUUUCUUUGAGAGAGUGUUUAAACGAUAUCUAUUUUCUAAAAUAAAUAUAUUUUGUUGGAACUGUUUAAAAGAUUUAGUGGGACAGAUGCCUUGUAUUUUAUGCAGUGUUGCGUAUGUUUAUAGGUGAUAUUUUACAACUUUUCUUUUUCUAUUUCUAUUUAUGGAAGCAUAUUUUCAGAAAAAGGCCCACUAAUACAAAACCUUCAGUUUGAGAUGCUGUUUUGUUUGUAAAAUAAAGGGCUCCAAUAAAUACAGUCACUACUUCUCAAAGACUUCAAUAAAGCAGUACUGCAGUCAUCAUAGAAUAUCAUUUUAUAUUUUAUGAUACAAGAAACAGGCUGUAAAUGUAGUACAAAAUAUUAAAGAUGCCACUGAAUUGGCCUAAUAAAACAAAAUAACUGUACCUUCAUUAUGAUCCUCCAGCAUUUCUCUUUUCCAUAUUAUUUUGUGUUAAAAAAUAAAUUUAGCAUGCCAAUUACUUGAACCAAAGGAAAAAUUGCCGUGAUUCUUCAGGUCGU
Mauremys mutica (yellowpond turtle) is the source of this 6721-nucleotide messenger RNA. It is a transcript of the gene UGGT2, whose product is annotated as UDP-glucose glycoprotein glucosyltransferase 2. Gene Ontology annotation, cellular component: endoplasmic reticulum. The record is from RefSeq and is a predicted model, not a curated record. Lineage: Eukaryota; Metazoa; Chordata; Testudines; Geoemydidae. The coding region runs from base 93 to 4640 and encodes 1515 amino acids. Gene Ontology annotation, molecular function: UDP-glucose:glycoprotein glucosyltransferase activity. The transcript has 40 exons.